GCAGAGCAGUCUCUCAUUGAACUCAUACAAGGCUACAUUGUUUCAGCAAGAGAAGGAGGGGGUUCUAAUAUCGAUAACGCUCACCUAAACUACGAGAAAUCUCGGAAUCUAACUGAAGUAAAGCGAUGGAUUUUAUUGUCUUUUUUUCUGGAGUUUCUAAGUUAAAAUGUCCCCACUGUGAGGCACCUUUCCAUAAAGUGAGACAAGAGCAUCAGACUAAAGUCAUGCUACGUGGCAUGUCUGGUAAGCAAGCAGGACUAUGGGUAGCUUCUGCUAACAGAGUGAGGCAGAGAACCAGCGAAACUGGUCAAGACGAAGAAGGCAAGUUUCUCUACUCUGAUCGUACCUUGACAGCAAAAUUUUGUUCUGAGCAACAAUUUUUUAGUCCUCUUGAAGCCAAGGAGCACAUUGAGCUUAUUUAUGAUAAUGACCCUCUAUUAAUGAGAGCACUAUUUUCCUGCUUGAGAGUCAGAGAUGGGAAUCCUUUUGAGAGAGGAGGAGGAGGAGAGAGAGGAGUGGCGGACAUGUUCUUUCUGGAGAUGCUCCUUGUGUGUCCUUCACGUUUUCGACCGAUGAAACGCUUGGUGCUAAAAAGUUUGAGUGACAGUCCUACAGAAGAUACUACAAGUACAGGAUACUAUUGACAUUGAGGAGCUAAUGGUAGAGAAGAGGAAGAUGGCUGGCCAGGAUGAAACGAUAAAUGAAGAUGACGCUGUCACUAAACCAAAAAAUCAAUAGCUGAGAGGUUGCAGACCUGCUGGACUUCACUUCAGACAAACGUGAACUCGUACAUGGACAGUGACAUUAAUAAAAGAUUGAAAGAUGUUCCCAGUGGAAUAAAUAAACAUGGAGAAGAAGGAUGGAUUAUUUCGUCUGCACAUGAUGGGUAAGAGGGUUAACUAUGCAGCUCAAUCUGUCAUAUCACCAGAUCCUAACAUCAAUAUGGAUGAGAUUGGAAUACCAAUGGUUUUUGCAACUCGUUUGACAUACCCUGAGCCAGUCACAUUCUGGAACUGGUCCGAGUUAAGCAAAGCUAUCAUCAAUGGACCACACGUUCAUCCAGGUCCCACUCAUGUACAGAAUGAAGAUGGUUCAUUGAUACUGUUGAGGAAUGAGAGGCAGAGGAAAGACACUACUAGCUAAAGAAAAACUAAGUUCAGCCAAAGUACCAAAGAAAGUUUAUCGACACUCAAAGAAUGGUGACAUAUUACUAUUGAAUAGGCAACCCUCUCUACACAAACUAAGUAUCAUGGCUCAUAAGGCUAGAGUGUUAUCAGGGGAAAAGACGUUAAGGUUACAUUAUGCUAACUGUAAGACGUACAAUGCUGAUUUUGAUGGAGACAAAAUGAAUGCUCAUUUCCCUCAAGGAGAGCUUGCAAGAUCUGAAACUUAUGGAAUUGAACCAGUACUUAGUUCCUAAGGAUGGUACUCCUCUCAGUGGACUCAUUCAGGAUCUUGUUGUAUCAGGUGUACUGCUAACACUGAGGGACAGGUUCUUUGAUAACAUCAUGAGUGGUAUCCUGUGCUAUUUUCAGCCCAAAAUUACCUCAUCUAGUCAAGUCCCAAUGCCACCUAACAUCUUGAAGGAAGUUAAUCUAGCUGCGGUAGUAGCUUUAGAUGGCAAAGGAGAGAAACAAGACAAUCAGUUAACUUAUACACAAUCAAAACCUUGCCUAUGGUAUCAGAAUCUUUUGAUGGUUGCUUUGCCUGAUUUCACGUCUCCUUUUAAAGUCUUGCCUCCUUCUAUAUGUAAACCAAAGGAACUCUGGACAAGAAAACAGGUUAUAUCGUCACUAUUGUUGAAUCUCAUUCCAGCUGGUCAGGACAAGUUGAAUCUUAUCUCAAAGACUAAGAUCAGUCCAAAGGAGUGGGGGCAGUAUUGUAAUAAGAGCUUGGAAAAUUCAAAAUACACUGACAACAUUAUGACAGAAUCAGAAGUUACAUUUCAUGAGGGACAGUUGUUAAGUGGUGUUUUGGAUAAGUCACAAUUUGGUGCUUCUCAGUUUGGCUUUGUCCACUCUUGCUAUGAGGUACCUUCUGCCACAGAACUCUUGUGAGAGGAAAAAGAAAGACACUAGUGGUACACAUUCAAUCAUUAAUGGCACUAACUGAUAAGUUAACUGAUAGGAUUCACACCGCAAGCACAAAAACAUUAAUUUUUGUUCACUAUGCAUGUAGGUCAAUUAAUUUAUGGCCGAUUUCUACAUUUUAUUUUUAUUCUAAAUAAUUAAU
Amphimedon queenslandica is the source of this 2232-nucleotide messenger RNA. RefSeq names its product DNA-directed RNA polymerase I subunit RPA1-like. Bases 1350 to 2057 code for a protein of 235 amino acids. Lineage: Eukaryota; Metazoa; Porifera; Demospongiae; Haplosclerida; Niphatidae. Gene Ontology annotation, molecular function: DNA binding. Gene Ontology annotation, biological process: DNA-templated transcription. The transcript has 15 exons. The record is from RefSeq and is a predicted model, not a curated record. Gene Ontology annotation, cellular component: RNA polymerase I complex.